Molecule: messenger RNA, 1644 nt
Organism: Patiria miniata (bat star)
Lineage: Eukaryota; Metazoa; Echinodermata; Asteroidea; Valvatida; Asterinidae
Product: glycine amidinotransferase, mitochondrial-like
Exons: 8
Coding region: 242-1486 (414 amino acids)
Cellular component (GO): mitochondrion
Molecular function (GO): amidinotransferase activity
Source: RefSeq, a predicted model, not a curated record
CUGAAGCCCGUUUCGGACACGGCCUAAGUCUUUGUUGACUUAUAUAUGUAUUCAUGGUAAUUUUCCACUUGUAGUGUAGGGGCCGUAUAUCACGCGUCCCUUGUUAACGUUUGGCUAGGCUGAGUGGUUUAUCAAAACGAUCCGUGCAUGACUUGUCCGCGCCGUAGAACUUGAACCACACCGGAUGAGCUCGGACUUUCAACUUGAAGAUCGUCGUGAUAAAAGGUGAAGUGAAUGAAAUAUGGCUUUCCUCAGAAGCAUGCACCGAAGCAUCCAAGUCUUCAACUCAGCGACAAUGCUGACCCGUGUGAAAUCUUCACUGGGCGUGGCUGUGUCUCAAGUCGGGAGCCGUUUGGAAUCAACAACUCCCACUGCCUUUCAAGUCAAGGAGCAGGUUGCCAAGACCAGCCCAGUAUCCUCCUACAAUGAAUGGGACCGUCUGGAGGAAGUGGUCGUGGGAAGAGUUGAGAAUGCUGUCGUUCCCCCCUUUAGCCCCGAAUUAAAGGUUAGCGCAAAUGAAAAACACUGGGAUUUCUUCCGAGACAAUCAAGGCAGGCCCUGGCCCAAGGAACACACGGAGAAGGCAAUAGCUGAGGUCGAAGAAGUCUGCAACAUUCUCACUCAAGAGGGAAUCGUCGUCAGAAGACCCGAUGCUAUCGACUUCACUGAGGAGUAUAAGACGCCUGAUUUCAGCUCAACAGGCAUGUACUGCGCCAUGCCCCGGGACAUUUUGCUGAUCGUCGGCGAAGAAAUCAUCGAGUGCCCCAUGGCGUGGCGGUCCAGGUUCUUUGAGUAUCGCGCCUACCGGGAGCUGAUUAAGGAGUACUUCAAGGCGGGGGCUAAGUGGACCACGCCCCCUAAGCCACUCAUGUCAGAUAAACUGUAUAAUGAGGAUGUCAUGGACCUAUCGGAUGAGGAACGCUCGCUGCAACAUCACCAGGGACGGCACUUCACCACCGAGUUCGAACCCUGCUUCGACGCGGCUGACUUCGUGCGGGCCGGAAAGGACAUUUUUGUGCAGAGAAGCCAGGUGACCAACAUCUUCGGCAUUGAUUGGAUGGAUCGUCACCUUGGUGACGAGUAUAACAUCCACCUGUUGACCUUUGAUGACCCUCGGCCCAUGCACAUCGAUGCCACUCUUAUGCUGAUCAGACCAGGGCUUGUCCUGGUCAACCCGUGUCGGGGUUGCCAACAGAUCGACUUCUUCAAGAAGGCUGGGUGGGACAUUGUCGAGACCGCUUCACCUCUGAUGCCAGCAGAUCACCCGUUGUGGCUGGGCUCUCAGUGGCUGUCCAUGAACGUCCUGAUGCUGGACCACGACCGCGUCAUGGUGGAUGCCAACGAGCUCCCGACCAUCCAGAUGUUUGAGAAGCUUGGCAUCAAGACGGUCAAGGCCUCCAUGCGCUACGCCAACUCCUACGGAGGCGGAUUCCACUGCUGGACGAGCGACAUCAGACGAAGCGGGACACUGCAGUCCUACUUCUAGGUUGAUUGGUACCACUGGGAAGAUAUGAGGGCGCCCUUUACUGAUGCUUCCCCCUUUGUAGACCCUCUUUAAGACAAUCAAACCUAUCAUGUUAGAAAGGAGUUGUCUUUACGCACAAACCGUUUAUUCAGGCAGUGCAAUAUGUCUUAUCGAGGAUU